Molecule: messenger RNA, 1025 nt
Organism: Momordica charantia (bitter melon)
Lineage: Eukaryota; Viridiplantae; Streptophyta; Magnoliopsida; Cucurbitales; Cucurbitaceae
Product: MIP18 family protein (DUF59)
Source: RefSeq, a predicted model, not a curated record
UCCGUACGAGUUAAGAUUUCGUCUUUCUCCUGCUCAGAGUCUAUUUGAUCAAAUUUAAACCACCCAAUUCAAUUCACCUCUCCGAACCACGUUUCAACGAGAUAAAUAAUUUUAGAAUGUCUAUAGAUCCAAUUAAGAGGGCGGCGUCACGGGCAAGACAGAAAAAAGCAGCGGGAUAAGAGGGCGGCGUCACUGGAACUAAAACCUUGUUCCGGACAUUGAUUUUUAGCUUUUUCCAUCACCCAUCAAUUAAAGCCAAAAUUCCAACAAAUCACGAUACGUGCUUCUCUCUCACUGGACCGUCACGCUACUUCUGCGGUGACCGCCGUGCUUAGACCCUCAAAACCAUUUUGAGACGCGGAAGAAAUCUGUGAAGUUUUCACACCCAGAGAAUAAAGAAGAAGAUGACUCUGGGCCUGAUCAAUGCGAACCCGGUGGUUCACGCUAAGAAAGAGCGGAUCGCUCGCUCCGAGGAUCUUCACGCCGACGAUGCCGUUGAUCCUCUCGAAAUCUAUGAUUUCGUGAGGGAUAUUAGAGAUCCGGAACAUCCGUAUUCGUUAGAGCAGCUAAGUGUUCUCUCAGAGGAAUCCAUCACCGUCGAUGAGAAACUCGGGCGUAUCCUGAUAACUUUCACUCCGACUAUCCAACAUUGUAGCAUGGCGACUGUGAUUGGUCUCUGUCUGAGAGUGAAACUUAAACAUUUCUUCCCCCCACAUUACAAGGUUGACAUCAAAGUAUCUCCAGGAUCCCACGCAAAUGAAGAAUCAGUCAAUAAGCAGCUAAAUGAUAAAGAAAGAGUAGCAGCUGCAUUGGAAAAUCCAAAUCUGCGUCAGCUUGUAGAUGAAUGCCUGUAUUCCAGUGAGCUCUGAUCAAAUCAAAUAUCAUCAUAUUCAUACAGGGGAAGAAGAAAAUAGGUAUUUGUGAAUGUAAUGAAGUAUAUAUAUGGUUUUGUUUGCUUUUGAAUUUUUCUGGUGCUCACUCUCUUUUAAUGAAAUCCUUCAUUGGCUGCAGAAAGUUAAGUUCAA